AUGCCUUCCUCCUUCGACAACGAAGAGAAUAUUCAUCCUGACCUUCGCCAAAGCAGCGUGGACAUGUAUCUUGAAGAAAGCCGCCGCCGCUUCCAGGCUCAACUCAGCCAGAUACAUCAAGACUCACAGAACUCAAGUGUCGAGGCUCCUGAUCGAAUUCAAAACCUGGAGGGUUCUAAUGAUCCCAUGAUCGCAACUUCGAUUGUGAUAUCUGCACCCAACAUGACCGCGACAGCUCGAAGGCUCAAACGGAAGAUGGAGUUUAGUGAUGAGGCAGAGGUAGAUUUCGAUGAAUUCAGUACACUGUCUGCCGAUAAGUGCCAGCUCUAUCUCAUGGCUGUUACUCUGCAAACUCGUGACCUUCUUCAGAAGAUGCAAACCUCCCAAGAAUCUUGGGAGAUUUCGAAGGGCCUUUGGAAAAACAUUUCGCAAUACGUCAAGGCAUUCCUUCUUUCUUCAACAGCAGUAUGCUAUGUCGGAAACAGCAGCUACCAUGUUAUGGUCGCACUUCGAGAAAUGAACAUCAAGGAUCUGCCAUCGGAGAACGAUAUGACAGCCAAUGCACUCCUCCAGUCACGGAUCUCUGCUUGUCUUACCACCAAGCGCUCGCAAAUCAAGGACGCAGUGAAGGUAUCGAUCCAAGACAGCAAGGAUGGCCGAGCACUACGCAACAUUGCCUGCCUUACGAAGCACUUGAUCGGCAAAAGCAAUGAAAAAAUCCCACAGACACAGCAGCUCUAUAUGCGACUGAGCGUCGUGCGGCAUGUUUAUGCUAAUAUUGAGACAGCACGGGGGGACACAUUUUGGGCUGAGGUGGACCGGAUGUUGCAUGGUAUGCGAGCGCAUGGUCAGGAGCUGUUCAUUUACACCCUCAAUGAAAUCUACAUCAAGGACAAGAAGGAGUACGGCGAUCCAACGAAGAGUGGAAUCCGCUCAGUUGAACUUGCAUCAUUCCAUCUCCCAAAGUGGGUGAAGAAGAUCAACGAGCUUACACCAAAGGUACAAUUGUCGCAAGGUGAUGGCGAGCGUCCAGGAAAGCGACAGCGAACAGGGGAUCAAAAUGAGGGAAGCGAUGACGACGACGACGUUGAGAAUGUUACCCCUGGCAACGCUUCUGAUGUUGUCGCAACAGAGUAA
Molecule: messenger RNA, 1137 nt
Organism: Desarmillaria tabescens
Lineage: Eukaryota; Fungi; Basidiomycota; Agaricomycetes; Agaricales; Physalacriaceae
Exons: 7
Coding region: 1-1137 (378 amino acids)
Source: RefSeq, a predicted model, not a curated record